AUGGAAACUUCAGUAUCGCAUCUUUGGAGUAGAUUUACCAGGCACGAAGAUUUACGUAUAGUUAUGAUUGGGCUUGAUGGCGCAGGGAAAACAACGAUUUUUUAUAAAUUAAAGAUUGGAGAAACUUUAGUAUUAGUCUCAACAAAUGGGCCCAAUGAGGAAAAUCUUAGAUAUAAAAAUAUAAUCUAAGUUAGAAUGAUUAGGACAAGAAUUUUUUUAAUAAUUUGAAUUUUUGGUAAAAAAUAGAGAAAAUAUCCAUUAAAUUAUUUCUGAAGCUAUAUAGUGGAAUACAAUUUUUAGUGUGAGAUAUAGGAGGAGAAGAGAAAAGCAGAGUUCUGUGGUAUCAUUAUUAUUAUUAUUAUGACGACACCGAUGCUAUUAUUUUUGUUUUAAAUUCGAGUGACAUGGAAAGAAUCGAAGAAGCUAAAGACGAACUACAUAAAGCAGCGAAUAAUAGUAGCCUUAGAAACUCAACAUCCUUAUUCUUAUCCUCCCAGAUUGCAAUGUAA
Messenger RNA from Blepharisma stoltei, 509 nucleotides. NCBI's taxonomy places the organism in Eukaryota, Ciliophora, Heterotrichea, Heterotrichida, Blepharismidae. The record is from the annotation of a GenBank genome assembly.